Marmota monax (woodchuck) is the source of this 1428-nucleotide messenger RNA. RefSeq names its product keratin-associated protein 9-2-like. The transcript has 3 exons. Gene Ontology annotation, cellular component: keratin filament. NCBI's taxonomy places the organism in Eukaryota, Metazoa, Chordata, Mammalia, Rodentia, Sciuridae. The record is from RefSeq and is a predicted model, not a curated record. Bases 39 to 968 code for a protein of 309 amino acids.
CACCUGUGAACAGGAUCCCACCCUCCACAGCUCAAACCAUGGCCUGCUCCUCUUGCUGCAAGCCUACCUGCUGCAGGACCACCUGCUGCAAGACCACCUGCUGCCAGCCUUGCUGUCCCCCAACUUGCUGUGAAACUACCUGCUGCAAGACCACCUGCUGCAAACCAACCUGUGUGGUCAGCUGCUGCAGCACACCCUGCUGUAAACCUAGGUGCUGUGAGCCUUGCUGCUGCUCCAGUUGCUGCAUCUUUCCCUGCUGCCCUCCUACUUGCUCUCAAACCAUUUGUUGCAGGACCACCUGCUCCAAAAAAUCCCAUGUGACCCGCUGCUGCAGCACACCCUGCUGCCAGCCCUUCUGCUGUAUGUGCAGCUUCUGUCAGCCUUGCUCUUCAGCUGCUCACAUGAGCCACCAGACUCCAGGGAAAGAGGUGGUAGGUGCUUGGCUGGACUGUACCACAAGUCACCAUAUUGUGCAAACCCACUCACCUGUGAACAGGAUCCCACCCUCCACACCUCACACCAUGGCCGGCUCCUGCUUUUUCCCUUGCUGCCAGCCUACCUGCUGCAGGACCACCUGCUGCAAGACCACCUGCUGGAAACCAGCCUGUGUCACCAGCUGCUGCAGCACACCCUGCUGUCCACCCAGCUGCUGUGCACCCAGCUGCUGUAUUAAAACCACCUGUGACAGCUGCUGUCCCCCAGCUUGCUGUGAAACCACCUGCUGCAAAACCACCUGCUGCAAACCAGCCUUUGUGGUCAGCUGCUGCAGCACACCCUGCUGUGAGCCUUGCUGCUGCCCCAGCUGCUGCAUCAUUCCCUGCUGCCAGCCCUGCUGUCCCCCAACUUGCUGUGAAACCAUCUGCUGCAGGACUACCUGCUGCAAACCAACCUGUGGCCCCAGCUGCUGCAGCAUCUGCUGCCAGCCCUGCUGCUGUGUGGACACCUGCUGCCAGCCUUGCUGCCCGUGAUCAACCCCCUAAGGACCAAGGUUUACACAGACUCCUGUUAGCUGCCUUUCCUUUCCUGCAAGAACUCUCUUCUUACCUGGCUGAAGAUCAUCAAGCUGUCACCAGAAAUUCACAGUCACCCCUGUAACAGCAUGUGAAUCACCUCAAGGGAGUGCAGACCACUCCACUCCUGUCCUCUUCUUCCUUAGGCCAUGUGCAUCUUGUGCCUGCUUAAUAUAUCUUUGAUGGCAAGGUGUUGUCAUGGCUGAAAAAUCUGAGACCAAGAUUUUUACCUCUCAUCUAAAGAAAACAAGAACACAUUUUUCCAGAAGAAUUUCAUAGGUAUAUGCAACUGCUCCUUCAUCGUUACAGUUAUGGUUUCUUUUUGUCUUGUUCUCUAUAUUCCUGAAUGCUGCUUUCUCCUGUCAACAUCAACUUCAAUGGCCUGGGUACAGACAACCUUUAUAAAUUAUUAAUAAAA